Molecule: messenger RNA, 1137 nt
Organism: Cetraspora pellucida
Lineage: Eukaryota; Fungi; Glomeromycota; Glomeromycetes; Diversisporales; Gigasporaceae
Source: the annotation of a GenBank genome assembly
AUGGGAUUUGUCUUAGAAGCAUCAUAUUGUAAAUCGGGACUAAAUUCUUCAAGAAAAUGUGGAAGCUAUCAUGAAAAAGACAUUACAACUACUUCUCGAGAUACAGUAACAUGGUAUCCUUAUGUACAGUAUCUUGCAUUCAUCUCAAUUUUUCUCCGUAAUAGUGAAAUUUGUGGCAUCGCAAGACUCUUGCCUUAUGUGAAAAAGAGCACGGAAAACCUGAUAAGUCUUAAUAUAAAAACUCCUGAUAUUCUUGCUCAAAAUGCAAGAAUCGUGAGAAAUGUGUUUGAAAAUCACACUCUGAUUGGAAAUUUUAGAACGUUACUUACUGCAAUAGAUAUUACUAACAUUAAAAAACAAAUGCUACGUAAUAAAUGGAACAUUGAUAUUAAACAUGAUGCUGCAAAAAAUCUGAAUCAAAUUCUUGGACCAAAAGCCGAUCCAUCUGAACUAAAGGAUACAUGCUUGCAUUAUCAACUUCAUACAAAGGACAAUAACUGCCUUGAAAUUAUCAUUUGUACUUGUGAACAACAAGACUAUGUGUGGAAGUACGGUCAUCAAAAUCUAAUUCUCAUUGAUGGGACCUUUGGGAUCAGCAAGCACAAAUUACUUUUGUUCAUUAUUAUGAUCAUCGAUGACAAUAAUAAAGGUGUUCUAGUUUCUUUUAUUUUAUUUACACCACCUCGAUCCAAUCGGCUAACAUCUCCUGGAUAUGAUACCACCUCAGUUACAUUUAGCUCUUGUGCCGCAAUGACUGAUGCUGAUAUCAAAGAGCGAAAGCCACUAACAAAAAUUACAAAAAAAAAAGAAUCAUUAGAGUGUAUUUAUAAGGCAGAAAGCAUGUCAGAAAAUAAAAAAAUUCUAGAAGGUGAAGAUCUUUUGUCUAGUUGGUGCCUUAGUGGAUGGAUAAAUGUUGCAAAAGCCCUUGGAAUUCCUUUAGAGAAACUUUUCACUAUGAAUAACCACCUUGAGGGAAUGAACGAGUAUUUAAAGAAUAACCAAUUAAACUGGUUUCAAAGAAAUAAUCGACUCCUUAGAGCUGAUGUACUAUAUAUCGCACUUGUGUGUGAAGUUAUUCCUAAUAUCUUAACAUUGCGAAACCUUGCUAUAAAUAUUGAACGAGAAAAAGCAGAAUGA